Messenger RNA from Verticillium dahliae VdLs.17, 2736 nucleotides. RefSeq names its product trehalose synthase complex regulatory subunit TPS3. Gene Ontology annotation, cellular component: alpha,alpha-trehalose-phosphate synthase complex (UDP-forming); cytosol. Gene Ontology annotation, biological process: trehalose biosynthetic process. NCBI's taxonomy places the organism in Eukaryota, Fungi, Ascomycota, Sordariomycetes, Glomerellales, Plectosphaerellaceae. Bases 1 to 2736 code for a protein of 911 amino acids. Gene Ontology annotation, molecular function: catalytic activity. The record is from RefSeq and is a predicted model, not a curated record. The transcript is spliced from 3 exons.
AUGACUGUCUUUGUCGCUACGCUCUUUCUGCCCAAGACAGUUCACUUCAACCUGCCUGGCAAGCCCGGCACCGCUACGCCAGCCCCCGAGCGCUCAGAACGAACGAAGAAGCCGGGCCCUUCCACCCUCACCGGCGCCGACAAACCCAGUCUCUUUACGCCUCUCCCCGAAGUGACACCUCCUGAUACCCCAACCGAAGAACACGGAUCGCAAGACCUGUUUGCCAACGAAGAUGGCUUCCGCAUCCCUCUCUCCGACGACGGCAACGAGAGCGUCGACGCCGGUAUGCCCGCCGACAAGGGCUCCCCCCGAUGGGGUGGCAGCGCCAACCAGCCAAAAUCCCGAGCGAGCUCUCCGCCGCCAGCGCUGAUUGCUGAGCACAGUCGGACCCUGGAGAAGGCGCGUGAGCUCGGCCGCCAGGGAGUCAUUCAGCCCCGUGCUAUUGCUCGCAGUGACAGUCAUGAUCGCGUCUUUGCGCACGCCAAUUGGAAGAUUGUCAACGCGGAUCAGGGGAACGGCGGUCUGCGCAAUGCUGCCGACGCCGCCGCUCGUGACGGUAAAUUGGGCGACUACACUUGGGUUGGAACUCUCGGCAUGCCUACCGACGCACUCGAAGGAACACAGCAGAAGCAAGACAUCGAAGACCACCUAGCGACCGAUCACGACAUGCUGACAGUUUUUGCUUCCGACAAGGACUUUGAUGGCCACUACUCACAUUUCUGCAAACAAAUCCUCUGGCCAGUCUUUCACUACCAGAUCCCAGACAACCCCAAGAGCAAGGCUUUUGAGGAUCACUCUUGGAAAUACUAUGUCAAUGUCAACCAGGCGUUUGCGGACAAGAUCAUUGCCAACUGGAAGCGCGGCGAUGUCAUUUGGGUGCAUGACUACCACUUGCUGCUCGUGCCCGGCAUGGUUCGCCAGAAACUACCCGAGGCCAAGAUUGGCUUUUUCCUGCACGUUGCAUUCCCUUCCUCCGAGGUUUUCCGAUGCCUCGCCGUGCGCAAGCAGCUUUUGGAAGGCAUGCUAGGUGCAAACCUCGUCGGCUUCCAAAUUCAUGAGUAUGCUCGUCACUUCCAGCAGACAUGCAGUCGCCUUUUGGGUGCCGAGGCCACGCCCGACGGCCUUCAGCUCGAGGAUCGUUUUGUCGAUGUCGUGAACUUGCCAAUUGGAAUUGACCCGGUCUACAUUCGGGAGCGCCGCGCCAACAACAGCGUGAAGAAGUGGAUCGAGACCAUCAGAGAGAGGUACAAGGGCAAGCGGCUCAUUGUCGCCCGCGACAAGCUUGACCACGUUCGAGGUGUGCGCCAGAAGCUCCUCUCGUAUGAGCUGUUCCUCAACAAGAACCCGCAGUGGCGCAACCAAACGGUCCUCAUCCAAGUGGCCAUGUCGAGCAGCGAGAAGAGCGACCUUGACGCCGCCGUCAGUGACAUUGUCACCCGUGUCAACUCGUCGUGGGCCAAUCUGGCAUAUCAGCCGGUCGUGUACCUCAAGCAGGACAUUGACUUCCCGCAGUACCUCGCACUUCUGACGUGCGCUGACGCGCUCAUGAUCACGAGCCAGCGCGAGGGCAUGAACCUGACAUCUCACGAAUAUUUGUUCUGCCAGGAUGGCGAGGUUCUGCCGGACAAGAAGCACGGCUCUUUGAUCCUGUCCGAGUUCACAGGCACAUCAUCCCUCUUCGGCGGCCACGAGCUCGCCGUCAACCCCUGGGACUACCGCGCAUGCGCCGAUGCCAUCAAGCAAGCGCUCGAGAUGAGCGAUGAGGAAAAGGAGCGACGCUGGAACAAACUCUAUGAGGCCGUCAUGCAUCACACGGGUUCGCACUGGUUCUCCGAGUUCCUUUCGCGUCUUGACCUUGUGCACGAGGAGCAGCACAAGCGCGACCAGACGGCGGUGCCGCGUCUCUCGAUCGGCACGCUCACGCAACGGUACAAGCGCAGCGAGCGACGUCUCUUCAUCCUCGACUACGAGGGCACACUAGUCAGCUGGGGCCCGAUGAACCAGAUUAUCCCUGUCAGUCCUCAGCGCACGGUCGAUGUACUCAAUGACCUGCUGCUUGACGAUCGCAACACCAUCUACGUCAUGUCUGGGCGGCGACCCGAGGAGCUCGACCGCACUUUCCGGCGCGUGCCGAACCUGGGCCUCAUUGCGGAGAAUGGGUGUUUCCUCAAGGACUGCGGCAAGAGCACGUGGCAGGUGAUGGCCGACGCCGAGCAGAUUCGCAGCUGGAAGGCGUCAGUCAAGUCAAUCAUGACGUACUACCUCGAGCGAACGCCAGGGGCCGUGAUUGAGGAGCGUCGCUGCAGCCUCGUGUUCCACUACAAGGGCGCCGAAGAUUAUGAUUCUGCGGCGCGGCAGGCCAGCGACUGCGCCAGCCACGUCAACGACGCGUGCGAGGCGCAGCGCGUGCACGCCAUCCCUCUCAACGGGUGCAUCAUUGUCGAACCAAUCGACUGGACCAAGAGCACGGCGGCGGAGCACAUCUUUGAGGACCUCAAGGCGGGCAUGGCGCCUGACGAACAGCACAAGGGCCCGGUCGACUUUCUCAUGGUCGUGGGCGACGGGCGAGACGACGAAAAGGUGUUCAAGUGGGCCAACACGCUUGCCGACGAAGGCGUGGUUAAGGAGGUCACAACGGUGACGCUGGGCAAGCGUGGCAGCACCGAAGCGACGGCGACCCUGACGCAGGGUGUCAGUGGUGUCCUAUCCGCCCUCGAGCGGCUUGCGUCUAUUUAG